AGCCCCAUCAGACGCAGGACCCCGGUCCUACUGUGCCGUGCCGCGCCGCUUGCCUCUGGACGCGGUGGGCCAAGAUGUCGACGAAGAAUUUCCGAGUCAGCGACGGGGACUGGAUCUGCCCGGACAAGAAGUGUGGAAAUGUUAAUUUUGCUAGAAGAACCAGCUGUAACAGAUGUGGUCGAGAAAAAACAACUGAAGCCAAAAUGAUGAAAGCUGGAGGGACUGAAAUAGGGAAGACGCUUGCUGAAAAGAGCCGUGGCCUGUUCAGUGCUAAUGAUUGGCAAUGUAAAACUUGUGGCAAUGUGAACUGGGCCAGGAGAUCAGAGUGUAAUAUGUGUAAUACUCCAAAGUAUGCAAAACUGGAGGAAAGGACAGGCUAUGGAGGAGGUUUUAAUGAAAGAGAGAAUGUUGAGUAUAUAGAACGUGAAGAAUCAGAUGGGGAGUAUGAUGAGUUUGGUCGCAAAAAGAAAAAAUACAGAGGGAAGCCAGUUGGGCCUGCAUCUAUCCUGAAGGAAGUAGAAGAUAAGGAAUCUGAAGGGGAAGAAGAGGAGGAUGAGGAUGAAGAUCUUUCCAAGUAUAAAUUGGAUGAGGAUGAGGAUGAAGAUGAGGCUGAUCUCUCAAAGUAUAAUCUUGAUGCCAGUGAGGAAGAAGAUGCUAAUAAGAAAAAGAAAACCAACAGGCGCAGUCGCUCUAAAUCUCGAUCUUCCCACUCACAAUCUUCAUCGCGCUCAUCCUCCCACUCAAGCUCAAGGUCUAGGUCAAGGUCCCAUUCAAGAAGCUCUUCCAGUUCCAGAUCAAGAUCUCGUUCCACUUCCAGAGAACAUUCUAGAUCUCGUGGGUCGAAAUCAAGAUCCAGCUCCAGGUCCCACAGGGGGUCUUCAACCCCAAGAAAAAGAUCUUACUCAAGCUCUCGUUCAUCAUCUUCCCCUGAGAGAGGCAAGAAGCGGAGUCGCUCUAGAUCUUCUUCGCCUGGUGAUCGCAAAAAAAGACGAUCGAGAUCACGGUCACCCGAAAGACGCCGCAGGUCGUCAUCUGGAUCUUCCCAUUCUGGUUCCCGUACAAGUUCUAAAAAGAAAUAAUGUAUUAAAGUUCACAUUUAAAAAAAAAAAAAUCCAGUCCAGUGCAUGAGGCAUAUUUUUAAGAAGUUGGUGUCUUAUUUGGUCAGAAGUGCUAAAUCUGCUAGUAGAAGUGCAUGUUUGUCCUUGCUUUCUGGGAAACUGCAGCUUUAUUCAUUCAUUAAACAAAAAGUAAGGUAGCAUUUUAAGCCAUAAAUUUCCCAGAGUAGGUGUGUACUUUUCAUUAUUCCAUUUAUCUCCUCAGAUGUUGCAUAUUUGUAUUGUUAAACAAUGUAUAAUUGGGCCCAUGUAUUUUAGUACUACCACAUGGUUGGUUUGUUUUUUAAUUUUUAGGGCUCCAACCUACUACAUUAUUUACCAUUCCCUGAGCUGUGAAUGGAGACAGGUUGAUCUGUGUAGUCCCACCCUCCAAAAGCAAGCUGCCUGAACAUAACAGCUCCUGAGCUUCUUUGAUGCACUUUUGCUAGGACCAUAGGAAAUUACUACAAUUCUAAGGCUAAAGUAUCCCAUAUGGGGAGGUUUUAGGCCAGGCUUCCAAUUUUUCUGAAUUUAAACAAAAGUUGUGAUGAGUGGCAGUUCUCUCACAUUUAGUACAGACGUCCGAUUCCCGCACCCAGUACUAGGUUCUGUAAUGGGUGAGUGAGACUUCCCUUCUCCCAGCUUGAAGGCUUUUUGGAUCAUUAAGCACUCUCUUCUCCAUAGCUGAGGUCUGUCUCAAAGCUGUACGUCUCUAUGGAGAUUUAGCCUAUUUGAUCCUGUCUCAGCCAAGGAAAAGCUUGUUUUCUGCAGUAGGUUGCUGGGUGCAAUUUAAUUUCCAUGUGUAUGAAGUCUGUGAUCCUCUCUUAGAAAGGGGACAGUCUUGUAUGGACUUAUAAUGCUAAAAUCAACAUUAUGUAGCUACUUUUGAAGUGAUGGGGGACUUUAUGAAACUAGUUUCUUUGGAGUUACAGUACAGGGUUGAAGCCUCUGCAAGCCACCAGUCAAAGAUUAAUUUGGGCUGGAGAGAGCUAUUUUUUUCCACAGUAAAUUUUACUUGUGGUAGAUAAACUGCAUAAGAAGUUCUCCUGAAAUACAGAUAAAUCUGUGCUUCUAAAUUAAUGUGAUCAAAGAUCAUCACUGUCCCCCUAAACUUUAUAAAAUUUAUGGCUUAAAAUGCUUUAUGAAAUUUGUUUUACUAGCAAUAUCACAUUAAAGCCUGGUCAUUCUUGAGCUCCGUUUGGUUAAGAAAGAUUUGUGUUAACAGUUAUCUUCAGUGGCAUCACAAGAUCAGCUGAAUUGCCUUUUAAAUAAAUAGUUGGGAGAGAAGAGGAUGGGUUGAAAUCCUAAAUCAUUAACAGAAUGCAUAUGUAGCCUUCAAAUUGCAAAGUAGUACAUUUUAAAAGUAAACAGAUUUACUUGCCCCACACCUACAUUCAGUGAUUUGUUUCUUCUGCAAGAGGUGAGGGUGACAAAAGAUCAAGGAAUUGCUUAUGUUAGGUAUGUCUUUAUCUUUCAGGAAAAAUAUAAUAACUUAAGUCAUUCAACUUAAAUAAUUAGCAUUGCACUAACUUGGAGCAGGCAGGAUUAGCAUUAGUGUGUCUAAUAAUUUGGGACACGUUUCCAUCCCUGCACUGUGUGUGAAACUUACACCAAAUAAACAUGAUUUUUUACAUUUUGAGGUAAAUAGCCAGGCUAUACCAGACAUGUCCUCUGUGGAUCAGGCACAGAGGAUGCCAUGUAAUAUACACGGACCACGGGGUUAUACUUAUGCAUGUUUGUCGUGGGAGGAAUAUGUGAAAUGUGUAAUCAUAAUAUAUGCAAAACUACUGAAAAGGUUUUUUAUUUCAUUUUUAAAUCCAUAUUGCACCUAAUGCUGUGGGGAAAUUUUACCAUGUAAAGGGAAAGCGCUGAAUGCAAACUUAUGAAAUGGUACGUGUUACAUUUUGUAAAACACUUCAAUUUCCUGUUGAUCUAGGAAGUGGUGUGUCUUCUCAUAGUCCGACUGUCAUUCCUCUCCCCUUUCCUACAGAAUGAGACCUAUAUCCUGCCACACAAUAUGACUGAUUGAAGAGCUCAGUUGCCAUCCCCACAGCAAAAGUUCAGUCUGUGCCUCAUCGGCAGUUACAGACUAGUCCAUCUGUUUGGUAUGUGGCUCAGUUAGCCCUCUUGGGCCUGCCUAUCAUCCACUUCAGCGUCAACAGUGGAUAAUACAAUACAUCAGCGUCUCUACCAUUUGUCACAAUCUUGAUCCCCUACUUCUCUCCUAGAGAUUUUAAAAUAUCAAUCUGUCAGAAUCUGAGUUUCUGGUUUUAAAAGAAAGCAACAGAGGGAGGGAGGUUGAAAGCAGGACACUUUGUAAAACUUACAAAAAAAAAAACAUUUUCAUAAAAUUGGUCUGCAGUGCUCUGUCACUUAAGAGCUUUGGAAUCCCUGAAAUUAAUUGUUUGUAUUGAUUAUCUUUUUACUGUUGGUGAUAG
This is a messenger RNA of Emys orbicularis (European pond turtle), 3532 nucleotides long. RefSeq names its product zinc finger RANBP2-type containing 2 (gene ZRANB2). Gene Ontology annotation, biological process: RNA processing. NCBI's taxonomy places the organism in Eukaryota, Metazoa, Chordata, Testudines, Emydidae. Gene Ontology annotation, molecular function: RNA binding; lipopolysaccharide binding. The coding region runs from base 75 to 1079 and encodes 334 amino acids. The record is from RefSeq and is a predicted model, not a curated record. The transcript is spliced from 11 exons.